AUGGGCGUCUAUACCAAAUUGGCCGAUGAUGUUCAGGAGGUGGAUGUGAUCAUUGCCGGCGGUAAGUCUCAUCGCCUUCUAUUGGCCGAUCCCAAGCUGUCGAUCUUGCUCAUCGAGGGCGGCCCGAACAACUACAACAUGCCAAACAUUGUCCACCCGGUGUUCUUCCUCGACCACCUUCAUCCCACUAGCCAGACAACCAUCUUCUACAAGACCAAACAGCACGCGGACCGGGAGGUCAUCGUGCCUUCCGGCGGAACCAUAGGCGGCGGGUCAUCCAUCAACUUCAUGAUGUAUACGCGAGCCCAAAGAUCGGACUUUGAUUCAUGGAAGUCCCGUGGCUGGUCUGCGGAUGAGCUUUGGCCGUACCUCAAGCUGGAGAAUUACCAUGGUCAGGGCGAGAAAGAUCAUCACGGCUCUGACGGCCCCGUCCAUGUUCCCGACAGCACAUUCCGCGCUCGGGGUUCUCAGGACGAUUUCAUCGGCGCCGCGGCCCAGGUCGGCUGGCCAGAAAUCAAGGACCUUCAGACUCUUGACGCAAACAACGGCAUCGAACGCUGGCAACGUUAUAUCUCAAAGGACGUCAAGCGACAAGACACUGCGCAUAAAUACCUACAUGAGAAGCUCCGCUCUAGAGACUCCCCGAACUUACAUGCGCUGGUGGAGUCAAAGGUCGUGCGUGUGCUAUUCGACGACGACAAGCGGGCUAUCGGCGUGGAAUACACACCUAAUCCGGACUUGCAACCCACUCUGGCAACACCGCAACAACCCAAGCUCACAGUAAGAGCAAGAAAUCAGGUUAUUGUGUCCUGUGGCGCGUGUGGUACACCACCAGUGCUCGAGAGAUCUGGUUUAGGUGACCCCGAGGUAUUGAAGAAGGUUGGCGUCCCUGUCGUUGUAGAUCUGCCCGCAGUCGGGCGUGACUACCAAGACCACAACUUGUCUCUCUACCCUUAUAGGACAAGUCUUAAACCACGCGAGACGAUUGACGUCGUCCUCAGGAACCCCGGCAAUCGCCAAAACCUCAUCGACGCUAAAGAUGACACCUUGGGCUGGAAUUCCAUCGGCAUCUCGUCCAAGCUUCGACCAACAGAAGAAGAUGUGGCAGCCCUUGGCCCCGAGUUUCAAGCCGCCUGGAACCAGGACUUCAAGAACGCCCCGGACAGGCCUCUGAUGCUCAUGGGUGUCCUUCUUGGGCGACCCAUCGUCUGUCCCGAGGCACAGUACGUCACGAUAGGAAACUAUACGGCGUACCCCUACUCGCGUGGACACAUGUACAUCACCGGGCCAGAGCUCAGCGAUCCCCUAGACUUCGAUGUUGGCUUCUUCUCGGACGCACACGACAUCGACUUGAAGAAGCAGAUUUGGGCGUACAAGAAGCAACGCGAGAUCAUGCGCCGCACGUCUAUGUAUCGGGGCGAGCUUGCACCUGGUCACCCAGCUUUCCCCGCCGGGUCUGAGGUCGGAUGUAUCGAGACAUAUACACCGCUCUCCAACGUGAAGGACCUGAAGUACUCGCCUGAGGAUGAUGCGGCCAUCGAGAAGUGGCUGCGAGAGAAUAUCGGCACCACCUGGCACUCACUAGGUACCGCGAAGAUGGCUCCUCGCGAGGAGUUUGGCGUCGCGGAUGAGUCUCUGAAUGUGUGGGGCACAAAGGGGCUUAAGAUUGCGGACUUGAGUAUCCUGCCUAUGAAUGUAGGUGCCAACACGAAUAACACUGCUAUUGUAGUGGGCGAGAAGGCGGCAGCUAUCCUUAUUCAGGAGCUGGGUCUCCAGAAGUAG
Messenger RNA from Ilyonectria robusta, 1782 nucleotides. Its product is annotated as alcohol oxidase. Gene Ontology annotation, molecular function: flavin adenine dinucleotide binding; oxidoreductase activity, acting on CH-OH group of donors. Lineage: Eukaryota; Fungi; Ascomycota; Sordariomycetes; Hypocreales; Nectriaceae. Bases 1 to 1782 code for a protein of 593 amino acids. The record is from RefSeq and is a predicted model, not a curated record. The transcript has 5 exons.